Phialemonium atrogriseum is the source of this 1674-nucleotide messenger RNA. RefSeq lists its product as uncharacterized. Gene Ontology annotation, cellular component: plasma membrane. The record is from RefSeq and is a predicted model, not a curated record. NCBI's taxonomy places the organism in Eukaryota, Fungi, Ascomycota, Sordariomycetes, Cephalothecales, Cephalothecaceae. The transcript has 3 exons. The coding region runs from base 253 to 1314 and encodes 353 amino acids.
GUAGGCACCUAGCUCCGCCCACACACUGGGAGCCCCUGCUCCAAGGAUUCCAAACACCCCUAGCUGCACGAUGUCAGAGAACACGUCCCAACCGGGAAUAAAUACCCUCCAUCACGCCCCUCUCCCACCAUCAACUUCGCGACAUCGCCUGACUGUGUUCUCCUUUAUCCUCGACCUUAGAACGUAUCCCAUCCCCUCUUCGGCGCCCGCCCAGCUUUCACCAUUCCAUCCUCCACGCACCAUCUACUCGAAAUGGAGACCAAUGACACGAGCUCUUCCAAGGGCAAGCAACAUGAUGUCGCAGGCCCCGGCACUGUUGGCUUCCGCCCUCAGGUCAACAUGGCUGUCCAGCCUCCGAAAACAGAUGAUCUGCAGAAGAGCUACGCGGCCAUUGUCACCAAUGAUGCUGAUCCCAAGGGCUGGUACGGAAGCAUGAUCAAUGGCCUCGGCGCCAUUAUCGGAACCAUGGGUGCCUUCCCCUGCUGCAUCUGCUGCCCGAAUCCGUACAAGGACGUUAACCAGGGCAAUGUCGGCUUGGUGACCAAGUUUGGCAAAUUCUACAAGGCCGUCGACCCCGGUCUUGUCAAGGUCAACCCUCUCAGCGAGCACCUGAUCCAGGUCGACGUCAAGAUCCAGAUCGUCGAAGUGCCCAAGCAGGUCUGCAUGACCAAGGACAACGUCACCGUAAACCUGACCUCCGUCAUCUACUACCACAUCGUGGCGCCCCACAAGGCUGCCUUCGGAAUCACCAACGUGCGCCAGGCCCUCAUCGAGCGCACCCAGACGACCCUCCGACACGUUGUGGGUGCCCGUGUCCUGCAAGAUGUUAUCGAGCGCCGGGAGGAGAUUGCGCAGAGCAUCGGGGAGAUCAUUGAGGAUGUCGCCGCCGGCUGGGGUGUGCAGGUCGAGAGCAUGCUCAUCAAGGACAUCAUCUUCAGCCAGGAACUGCAGGAGUCGCUCUCCAUGGCUGCCCAGAGCAAGCGUAUCGGAGAGAGCAAGAUCAUUGCGGCCAAGGCCGAGGUCGAAUCCGCCAAGCUGAUGCGCCAGGCAGCCGAUAUUCUGUCGUCGGCACCCGCCAUGCAGAUUCGCUACCUCGAAGCCAUGCAAGCCAUGGCCAAGAGCGCCAACAGCAAGGUCAUCUUCCUGCCGGGCACCAGCAACUCCAUGUCGUCGGGGUCGGCCUUCAACACAGCCGUGGCCAACAACAAGGCGUACGAGGGCGACACCACCAUCGACCAUUCUUUCGCCGACUUCGGAGGUCCGGACGCUAGUUUCCAACAGGCUCUGAACGCGCGCGUGGUCGAGAACAUCUAAUGUCUCUUCUCCCGCUGCCUUUUUUUCGAUUGGAAAACGGGAAAAGCAGGCUAGUCGUGCCGACUUGCAUUCUUUAGGUCGGCAUCCGGCGAGAAACAGCCCCCUGGAGCUUGAUUUGGCGGCACCCUUUCUUUGCGCUACGACUUGGUCGGAGCCGUCUCCUUAACUGUAAUUUGUAUUCAUUGUGUGUGUGAAGCCUCGCUGCGGACGAACACCCCCAGGAUCGACGUGAAUUUGCGUUGGCCUUUCAAACGGAUACCCCUGGAUGGAUAAUGGAACACUGGAAUUAGGCAGGAAGUCUGGGGAUACCAUAUACCUCUGUUGUUAUUGAUAAUGAUACCACAUCCGUUCGUUACGCCA